GUUGCAGAAGCAGGCAUGAAAAGAGCUGUAUCAGGCUCCCAAGGAAGAAGAUGAGACUCCAUUUAUUUCUAGUAAUUUGCCAGUGUGUCAUAAACAGUGUCAGUACCCACCAUGCUUCAAAUCCCAAUGUCAUUUUACUGAUGGCUGAUGAUCUUGGUAUUGGAGACCUGGGAUGUUAUGGGAACAGAACCUUAAGAACCCCUAAUAUUGACAAGCUAGCAGAGGAAGGAGUGACACUUACUCAGCAUAUAGCAGCAUCCCCACUUUGUACUCCAAGCAGGGCAGCUUUCCUGACAGGGCGAUAUCCUAUCAGAUCAGGAAUGGCCGCCUUCUCACGAGUUGGUGUCUUCUUAUUUUCCGCCUCUUCUGGGGGACUUCCUUCUGAAGAAAUAACUUUUUCCAAACUCCUGAAGCAGAGAGGUUAUACAACAGCUCUAAUAGGAAAGUGGCAUCUUGGGAUGAACUGUGAAAGUAGCAAUGACUUCUGCCACCACCCCCUCAGUCAUGGAUUUGAUUACUUUUACGGGCUUACCGUGACCAAUUUUAGAGACUGCAAACCUGGCCAAGGCAGCGUGUUUUUAAAAGGGGUUCAGAAAUCCCUUGUCAUCCCAAUCCAAAUUGCUGGAAUCACCCUGGUCUCUUUGGCAAUAGUACAGUACAUUGGUCUCCUCAAAGUACCUUUCCAAGCAUUGGCUUACUGCUUGUUAAUAACCGCUAUUUCACUUGCGGUUUUGAUCUUUUUCUUUUAUCAUUUUCGACACCUGAACUGCUUCUUAAUGAGGGACCAUCAGAUUAUCCAGCAACCACUAUCCUAUGAGAACCUUACUCAGAGACUGACAAAGGAAGCCGUGCAGCUUAUAGGAAGGAAUACUGAUGCACCAUUUCUUCUUGUCCUGUCUUACCUUCAUGUCCACACUGCUCUAUAUGCUUCAGAAAGUUUCAGAGGAAAAAGCAAGCAUGGUUUAUAUGGGGAUGCAGUGGAGGAAAUGGACUGGAGUGUAGGGCAGAUUCUGGAUGUGCUGGAGAAAUAUAAUCUGAGUAAUAAAACUCUUGUAUACUUUACGUCUGACCAAGGGGCUCAUAUUGAAGAGAUCUCCAGUUCUGGAGAAGUCCACGGAGGAUACAAUGGCAUAUAUAAAGGUGGAAAAUCAACGAACUGGGAAGGAGGUAUUCGUGUGCCAGGGCUUCUCCGUUGGCCUGGAGUCAUACAAGCUGGUGCCUAUAUUGAUGAGCCAACAAGUAACAUGGAUAUAUUUCCUACCAUAGUCAAACUUGCCGAGGCACAGUUACCCUCUGACAGAAUUAUUGAUGGACAUGAUCUGAUGCCCUUACUUCAAGGAAAAGUUACCCAAUCCAAGCAUGAAUUUCUCUUCCAUUACUGUAAUGCAUAUUUAAAUGCAGUGCGCUGGCAUCCAGGAAACAGCAAAUCUGUCUGGAAAGUCUUCUUCUUCACUCCAAACUUCAGUCCUGAAGACUCCAAUGGUUGCUACGAUUCUCAUGUUUGCUUCUGCCAUGGAGGAUUCAUCACGCGGCAUGAUCCCCCACUGCUCUUCGAUCUUUCCAGAGACCCUGAAGAGAGAGUCCCGCUGACUCCAGAAACGGAGAGCCAUUUCUAUGAAAUCCUCAGGGUCAUACACCUAGCGGUAGACAAUCACACCAGAUCCCUGCAUGCUGUCCCUGACCAGCUGUCAUGGGACAACCUUCUCUGGAAGCCGUGGCUCCAGCCAUGCUGCUCAUCUCUCUUUCAGUCUUGUUACUGUGACUAUGACUCAGAAGGGAGUCUGUCAGAGGUGCACCCAGGAUAAACAAGCUGCAAUUCCCUUUCAGAAACUGGAACAAGAGAGUGUAGGUAGCUGACUUGAACCACCGCAGUACUAGCCUUCAGAAAGUUUUGUUAUAUAGGAGGACCUGGCUUUAAAUACAUCAUUGUGGGAGAAGAUAAUUUUGGUCAAGAAAAUGUGCCAAGAGAAGGAGGGCAAGACACACCUUUUCUGUCUUUAUAAUACAAGAAUCAGUAUGAAGCACAUGUUGCCAUCCUCAUCUACAAAUGGGUAGGCUGUAGGCAUUUUCUAGAUGAGAUCAUUUUCUACAUCUUCAACUUCAGAUUUUUUCUUACACAGCAAGGAAUUUACCUACAGUUUCUGUCAAUUACAACCACUAAAUACACACUUUCCUGUCCUUUUUGCUAAGUAUUACCCACUGUUAGUAGGACAUAGCACUGAGUAAUUAAAAAUAGAGAGAUAAUAGUGGAGAGGUCUACCUGUGACUAUAAUUUGAUAACUCACAGAUAGGUAAAAAGCAGACCUGUAACAGCAUCUCUAUCAACAAGCAUCACGGAUAUGAAAUAAUAAACAGAUUGCCAACAAUCUAACAUUGCGUGUGCCAUAAAAAUGUAGAGAGCUAUGUAGCAGAAGACCUUGCGUCCACAUUAAAAUGGUGCUCCCUAGCUGCCUAUUGCAUGGCAGCAACCUUUGUUUCAAAAGGAAACCACUUCAAGUGCACCAGUCAUGUGCUUGAGUGUGUACCGUAAGUCUCCAUAUAUAUAUAUAUAUAUGCAAGCCAAAUUCAUAACCCCCAAAACCCACAAAUCCUUCAAUCCCUGAUACAGACACACCCUUAUGGUCAUAUGAAUGAUUGCUAAAAUGAAAUAUUUGGUCCAUACUUGAUAUAUGAGUUCCAAAUUCACAUGAUACUACAAAGAUAUCUUUCACUAUCUGUCUCCCAUACCUAUUCUACCACUGAUGAAUGUAGUGCACGUCACAAAUAAAUAAAAUUUGAUCUUCCUUUAAAUAUCUUUGCCAUCAUUUAAACUCUCUGAAUAGGAUCUACCAUUUUCUGAGAAAAAAAUUGGGCUUGAGCACUUGAAGCCAAAUAUAACUGUCUCUGAGUUUUUAGCAAGGCCUUGGGAAAUCUAGAGUACUUCAGGGCUAAUUUCUGUAUCCAUUUGUAUCUGCAUCUUAUUCAGUCACAUUUUAUUUCCACUCUACAGGCAGGCAACCUAUUUUCUUUGGCAGAUUGUACCAGAGGAAAACAUAUCAGCAAAAUACUAAAAUGGUUUGGUGCCUGCUAAUAGAAGGUGACUUGCUCCUUAUCAGAAAAUGCUAGUUAAUUCCGACAUUAUAAUGUAUUAAAAUCUCUUUGGUGGUAUAAGCACAUCACUAAUGCAAAACUGAUCUGUGACGAUAGUAAUGCAAUAGCUUCAGUCAGUCAACAUUAAGGUUGUGACCUGGUUUUUGGGAACUAUUGAAGCCUGUCCUAUAAAAAUAUAUUGUGAUAUACGGUAUUUUUCUCUGUCUGUAAAACCUACUCUUUAUUUGAUUUUUCUGCUGCAGUUUCAUUCAAAAUUUCAUUGUCAACAAUAUCCAGAUGCCUGUCGUGGGAAAUGUUGUGGUCUUUCCUUGAAGUCCUAUUUUUGAUGUUUCACCUUGUGUUCAUGAUUGUGUAUCUUAAGUAUGUGCUCUGCAAGCUCUCUGUAGGUAGCAAAGUCCUGUGUAUGCUGAUAAAGUUAGUCUGUUCAGGUAUUUCCACCACUCAGGACUGUUUAUAUUGUACCUGGAAAUCUGUCAGAUGGCCAUUCAUGUGGCAUAAUUCCUUCUUUGC
This is a messenger RNA of Pygoscelis adeliae (Adelie penguin), 3600 nucleotides long. RefSeq names its product steroid sulfatase (microsomal), isozyme S (gene STS). The coding region runs from base 51 to 1805 and encodes 584 amino acids. Lineage: Eukaryota; Metazoa; Chordata; Aves; Sphenisciformes; Spheniscidae. The transcript is spliced from 10 exons. Gene Ontology annotation, molecular function: arylsulfatase activity. The record is from RefSeq and is a predicted model, not a curated record.